Messenger RNA from Entamoeba histolytica HM-1:IMSS, 350 nucleotides. RefSeq names its product 60S ribosomal protein L35a, putative. The record is from RefSeq and is a predicted model, not a curated record. The transcript has a single exon. Bases 1 to 327 code for a protein of 108 amino acids. Gene Ontology annotation, molecular function: structural constituent of ribosome. Gene Ontology annotation, biological process: cytoplasmic translation; ribosomal large subunit biogenesis. NCBI's taxonomy places the organism in Eukaryota, Evosea, Mastigamoebida, Endamoebidae. Gene Ontology annotation, cellular component: ribosome; cytosolic large ribosomal subunit.
AUGUCAAAGUGUAGACUCCACGUUAAUGCUGUUUUCAUGGGAUUUCAACGUGCCCAAAGAAAUCAAUACCCAAAUGUUGCUCUUCUUCAAAUUAGUGGAGUAAAUACAAAAGAAGAUACUCCAUUCUAUAUUGGAAAACGUGUUGCUUAUGUUUACAAAGUUAAUGUAAAGAAAGGAAGUAAUAAACCAGCUAUUCGUGCUAUCUUUGGUAAAAUUGUUGCACCACAUGGAAAUCAUGGAGUUGUUAAAGCUAGAUUCUUACAUAACCUUCCACCAAAAGCAAUGGGACAAAACCUUAAAGUUUUCCUUUAUCCAUCUAACAUCUAAUUGUGGUGAUUAUUUGAUGUUGU